This is a messenger RNA of Lates calcarifer (barramundi perch), 1321 nucleotides long. RefSeq names its product IMP U3 small nucleolar ribonucleoprotein 4 (gene imp4). The record is from RefSeq and is a predicted model, not a curated record. Gene Ontology annotation, molecular function: rRNA primary transcript binding; snoRNA binding. NCBI's taxonomy places the organism in Eukaryota, Metazoa, Chordata, Actinopteri, Centropomidae. Gene Ontology annotation, cellular component: nucleolus; small-subunit processome; Mpp10 complex. Gene Ontology annotation, biological process: rRNA processing. The coding region runs from base 108 to 983 and encodes 291 amino acids. The transcript is spliced from 9 exons.
GCUCUUAUUGGUGUUCUGUUAGCAAAUGAAAGAAGCGCUUGUAUGCAUGUCUUCCUCCUUCCAUGUGAGUAGUGCUUGCUAGAGAGCUACAGUCCGAGGAAGAAAUCAUGCUUCGUCGAGAGGUGAGACUGAGGAGGGAGUACCUGUACAGGAAGGCACAAGAGGACAGGCUACGAACAAUAGAGGAGAAAAAACAGAAGUUGAAGGGAGCACUUGAUGAAAAUUGUGUUCUUCCAGCUGAGGUACGCAAAGAGGCUCUGCAGCUACAGGAACUCGUGGAGUAUGAUGAUGAAGGGGCAGAAGGUGUUAGCUCUCACAUGGAUGAUGAGUAUAAAUGGGCAGGAGUGGACGAUCCUAAAGUCAUGGUCACUACAUCCAGAGACCCUAGCUCCAGACUCAAAAUGUUUUCCAAGGAGGUAAAGUUGAUGUUCCCUGGAGCCCAGCGCAUGAACAGAGGAAACCAUGAGAUUGCUGCAUUAGUGCAAGCCUGUAAAGUCAACAACGUAACAGACCUCGUCAUUGUGCAUGAAACAAGAGGACAGCCAGAUGGCCUGGUGGUGUGCCACUUGCCUUUUGGACCCACAGCUUAUUUCACACUUUACAAUGUGGUAAUGAGACAUGAUGUUCCAGGCAUAGGCACCAUGUCUGAGGCCUAUCCCCACCUCAUUUUUCACAACUUCACCUCACAGCUUGGUAGGAGGGUAUCAAAUAUCCUCAAGUAUCUUUUUCCAGUGCCAAAGGAGGACAGUAGGCGUGUAAUCACAUUUUCCAAUCAAGAGGACUUCAUCUCUUUCAGACAUCACACGUACAAGAAAUCAGACCACAAGAACAUUGAGCUAACAGAAGUAGGACCCAGGUUUGAAAUGAAAUUGUACAUGAUCAAACUCGGCACCCUAGAGAAUGAGAGCACCGCAGAUGUUGAGUGGCGUCACCAUGCGUAUACACACACAGCGAAGAAAAGGAGGUUCCUCAGUGUGCAAUAGGAGCUAAUAAAGGAACAUAACGAAAACAUAACCAAACUGUUGUCAACAACUGUGGUUUGUGGAAAUCUUAUAAUUUGGAGUUUAUUAAAUAACAAUUGAUAUUUUGUUAAUCUACCAAAUAUUACUACAAGUUACAGUCACUUGUUUCCUAUAGUCAACAAUUAUGGUCACGUUUUUUUGCAAAUCGGUGUUCAAACUGCAUCAUUGUUCAACAUAAGUGACAGUAUUUUUAAUUUAACUUUUUUGACAAAUCCAACAGUAAACAAAGGUCUAAUACAUACUGCAUUACUGUAUUGUAACUGUAAUGUUUUGUAAUAAAAGUUGCGUCUAAUGACCUA